AUGGUCGUGUCCAUUCUCGAUGCUCAGCGCGACAUCCUCCUCAAUACGAUCCGGCACAUAACACGAGGAGACUGGAAAGUACUCGUCGUGGAUCCCGAUAGUCGACGCCUGAUCGACAAUGUGCUCGAGCAAGACACCAUUCUGAACGAGAAUAUCACGAACAUCGAACAGAUUACCGAUCGAAGACCUACGAACCGCGAUGUCGAUGCUAUAUAUCUCCUCACACCGCAGCCGCAUAUUGUGGACUGCGUCAUGGCCGACUUUGACAAGAGAAAGUACAAAAGAGCACAUCUAGUAUGGACGAGCUUACUACAUCCGUCAUUACGCGAUCGCAUAGACAAGUCCAGCGUCGCUCGAGAGCAAAUCGCCUUGUUCAAGGUGCUGAAUGUCGAGUUCUUCCCGAGAGAAUCCCACCUGGUCACCUUCCGAGAUCCUUACAGCUUCCCGAUUCUGUUCCACCCCGGACUCAACCAUCUGGUCAGGCAGCAUAUGGAGGAUGUCGCUCAAAAGAUCGUCGGCGUAUGCGUGGCUCUCGGAGAGUAUCCUACAAUACGCUACUAUCGAGCAAGGGCACCCACACACGAAGCCGCUGUCCUAUGCUCACACCUCGCACGCUUCGUUCAAGACGAGCUAGACUUGUACGCCAAAUUCCACGAAGACUUUCCUCCAGUAACGAGUCGACCGCGAGGUGCAUUGUACAUCCUAGACCGGUCCAUGGACCUCUUCGCUCCUCUUCUCCACGAAUUCACCUACCAAGCCAUGGCGCACGAUCUCUUACCCAUCAAAGAAGGUGACAAAGUCACAUACAGGACACUCGUCAACGAAGGACAACCAGACCAGCAAGAAAAAGAUGUCGAGAUAACAGAAAAGGACAAGAUUUGGGUGGAGAACAGACACCGACAUAUGAAGGAUACGAUUGAGAUUUUGAUGGCAGAUUUUCAGAAGUUCAUCAAGGAGAACCCCAACUUCACCAAAUCAGGGGAUGCCACGAGUCUGAAUGCGAUCAAAGACAUGCUGGCAGGGCUUCCGCAAUUUCAAGAGCUGAAAGAGGCGUACGCUCUGCAUCUCAGCAUGGCGCAAGAAAGCAUGAAUCGAUUUCAGAAAUUCAAACUCCCCGAUCUGGCAUCAGUGGAGCAGAUACUCGCCACCGGCUUGGACGAGGACUAUAAGAAGCCCAAAGGCCUUGCCGACCAAGUCAUCCGAAUGCUAGACGAAGAAGGCAUAACACCAACCGACCGUCUCCGCCUCUUGAUCCUCUUCCUCCUCUACAAAGACGGCCUCGUCCCCGCCGAUCUUCAAAAGCUCCUCGCCCACGCCCAACUCCCACCCCAAAAUGCAGAGGUCAUUCAAAAUCUGGACAUCCUCGGCGCCCGCACCGCCAGAAAUCUGAAAGACUCGCGUCCCGUGCCAUCUCCUCUCUUCGCCAGCAAACCCCCUUCCACUCUCGCACAAGAAGAGUACGCUCUCUCCCGGUACGAACCCGCCGUCCAAAACCUUCUCGAAGCCCACGCCGCCUCCUCCCUCGACACCGUCGUUUUCCCCUACACCAAACCCCCACUCGAAACCUCCGACGACCUCCAACCCGCUGCCACCUCCCUCCGCGCCGCAAAACCAACCUGGGCCCGCGCACGCUCAAACGUAUCCGCAGACACCCGCCAGCGAGUCGUCGUCUUCAUGGCCGGUGGCGCAACUUACUCCGAAUCGCGAGCUUGCUACGAGACCGGCGCGAAAACGAAUCGUGAAGUUUUCCUCGUGACAAGCCAUAUGAUGACUCCCGCGCUGUUCAUCCGACAAGUUGGAGAUCUCAGUCGGGAUAAGCGGGAACUCAGAAUACCAGCCGACAUGCCCAAGCCGCAAGCUCCAAGACAUCUUUUCGAGCGAGAUGAGGAGCCAAGGAGAGAGGAACGGCAUCAUGCUCCGCCGCAGGUACCGGCGCAUCAUGCACCGCCGAGCAAGACGAUGGCGGGUAUGAGUUUGAAUGGCAGUGCAAGUCAGGAUGGUGUACCGGCGGGGAGGAGUCAUGGAGCAGCACCGAUUGCCGCAAGUCCGAGUGGAGGGAAUAAGUUGACGAAAGAUGCGCCUGCGGAGAAGGAGAAGAAGAAGAAGCAUCAUUUUGGGUUCGGGAAGAGUAAAGAUAAGUAG
Zymoseptoria tritici IPO323 is the source of this 2142-nucleotide messenger RNA. RefSeq lists its product as uncharacterized. Gene Ontology annotation, cellular component: plasma membrane; secretory granule. NCBI's taxonomy places the organism in Eukaryota, Fungi, Ascomycota, Dothideomycetes, Mycosphaerellales, Mycosphaerellaceae. Gene Ontology annotation, biological process: vesicle-mediated transport; intracellular protein transport. Gene Ontology annotation, molecular function: syntaxin binding. The transcript is spliced from 7 exons. The coding region runs from base 1 to 2142 and encodes 713 amino acids. The record is from RefSeq and is a predicted model, not a curated record.